AUUUGGGGUCUACAAUGCAGAUCGAAUGUUUUCUGAUAUUUCUGCUACAUGGAAUGGAGUUCUUGAGGACAUGAGUGAUGUGAAGGAAUUGGUUCCUGAGCUAUUUUACCUCCCGGAGGUCCUCACAAAUGAAAAUUCAAUUGAUUUUGGCACAACACAGUUGGGAGGAAAGCUCGAUACUGUAAAACUUCCUGCUUGGGCUGAGAGUCCAGUUGAUUUUGUGCACCAGCAUAGGAUGGCUCUGGAGAGCGAGUAUGUAUCUGCUAAUUUGCAUGAGUGGAUUGAUCUCAUAUUUGGGUAUAAACAACAGGGCAAAGAGGCUAUUGCAGCAAAUAAUGUUUUCUUUUACAUUACCUAUGAAGGGACAGUGGAUAUUGAUAAAAUAUUUGACCCAGUGCAACAGCAUGCCACACAAGAUCAGAUUGCUUAUUUUGGACAAACACCAUCCCAACUUCUUACUAUUCCACACUUGAAGAAGAAACCGCUAUCAGAAGUUCUGCAUUUGCAGGCUAAUUGA
Molecule: messenger RNA, 517 nt
Organism: Sphenostylis stenocarpa
Lineage: Eukaryota; Viridiplantae; Streptophyta; Magnoliopsida; Fabales; Fabaceae
Source: the annotation of a GenBank genome assembly